Messenger RNA from Aspergillus eucalypticola CBS 122712, 704 nucleotides. RefSeq names its product FMN-linked oxidoreductase. Lineage: Eukaryota; Fungi; Ascomycota; Eurotiomycetes; Eurotiales; Aspergillaceae. The transcript has 2 exons. Gene Ontology annotation, molecular function: FMN binding; oxidoreductase activity. The record is from RefSeq and is a predicted model, not a curated record. Bases 1 to 579 code for a protein of 192 amino acids.
AUGCAUGCUUCAAGAGCUUACCUGUUAUCCAGACACUCGAAUACACGCAGUGACAAAUACGGUGGUUCUGUCCAGAAUCGCUGCCGUUUCCCGCUCGAAGUACUCGAUGCCAUCAUUGAGGUCUGGGGCUCUCGAGCAGUUGGGAUCAAGAUCUGCCCUACAGAUGACUAUAAUGACACCAUGAUCUUAUACGAAGAAAUGAAAGAGACUUACGCAUACUUUAUCAAGGAGCUAAUGUGUCGUAAUCUCGCUUUUAUCAACUUAUCGCGUCGAGGCUGUGAUGUGGGGCGGGAAACCGAUGAUUAUUUCAGGUCCCGACCCAGGCCUCAAGGGAAAGAAUUGCCUCCAAAGUACGAGCCUCUGACGAACUUUGGCGCUCUCAUCAAGUAUCCUGGAAGUCGCACUAUGCUCAUGAUGAACCACGAGUACACGGAUCUCAUAAGCCGGAUUAAGAAAGGUGUCCCUCUUGCCUCGAUCACUCGCGGUGGUAAAGUCAACUAUGGACCAUCUCAGGAUCCCAAUGAGAAUUACAAUGAUUGGCCGACAUUUGGAAGGGAGGGUGAGGUUAUUGCCGGUUAGACAACCUGCUCCCAGUUCACGGAGGUGCGUCGGAGAACGGUGAUUAAAAUCAUCGCAUGCUACAACCUAGAUAACAGCCAAGGAGAAGAAAGGGAGUUGUCUAAACACAAAUACCAGCACCUUCA